Messenger RNA from Lathyrus oleraceus (garden pea), 531 nucleotides. RefSeq lists its product as uncharacterized. The transcript has a single exon. Gene Ontology annotation, molecular function: RNA-DNA hybrid ribonuclease activity; nucleic acid binding. NCBI's taxonomy places the organism in Eukaryota, Viridiplantae, Streptophyta, Magnoliopsida, Fabales, Fabaceae. Bases 1 to 531 code for a protein of 176 amino acids. The record is from RefSeq and is a predicted model, not a curated record.
AUGGUUGUUAAGGAUGCUGAAGACUCCGAACCAGAGGAGAGUCUUGAUCCAAAAGCAGGAUGGACUCUCAUGUUCGACGGCGCCUCAAAUGCAAUAGGCCAUGGAAUUGGGGCAGUGCUGAUGUCUCCCAAAAAUUUCCAUCUACCUUUCACCGCAAAGUUCUGUUUUACCUGCACCAAUAACAUGGCCGAGUGUGAAGCUUGCAUACAAGGGUUGGAAGAAGCUAUCGAGUUGAAGAUCAAGGUGCUGGAAGUAUUCGGGGAUUCCGCUUUAGUGAUACAUCAGAUCAUAGGUGAUUGGGAAACAAGACAUGCUAACCUAAUUCCGUACCGGGAUUACGUGUUAAAGUUACUCCCAAAAUUCGACAAAAUCACUUUCUCUCAUAUUCCUCGAGAAGAGAAUCAGAUCGCAGAUGCCUUAGUAACCUUGGCUUCCAUGUACAAGUUAAUAUGGCCCAACCAUCAGCCUCACAUUGAAAUUAGGCGUUUUGAUGAACCCGCGCAUUGCCUGACGACAACAGAAGAGCCAUAG